AGAUAAUGUGUUAAAGUUCCAAAACUCCUAACUAUGAAACUUCAGUACCAUAUGUAAGAAAUUCGAACUCUUAAAAGUAAAACUCCAGCAUAAUGUGUUGAAGUUCGAAGAAUUCAACAAAAUGCUUCUAAAGAAUAAACUCUCUCUGGUUACAAAAUCUAGGAGAAGAUACAUUCCAUUGAGAAUUAUUCUUUAGUGGAAAAUACUCAUCUACUCAUCUAGCACCAUCCAUGUGAAGAUCACACUUAUGAUAGCCAUUGCACGCUAGCCCGGUUAUAGCUAACGGUUUGCAGCUAGUUGUUAUGUUAGUUGUAGCACGCCUUCCCUUCUUCUCUUACUUUGGCACAAUCCUUCUGUAUUUUCUUAUGAUGAUUUGGUCGAUACAGAGUACAAAACAUCGGUGUAAAAGGCUUUUUUUUUUUUUUCUUUUCUGUAGGCUUCGUUUACUUGACCGAAGGGUGCAAUUAGGUGCUGCAAAUGUUCAUGUAUGAACAUGUUUUCCAGACAUAAUCCUUUCUGGAGGUGACUUUUUAGUCUAAAUUGACAAAGAAUUAUAGCUGUAUGUUUUUUACUGGAAAAUGGAUCAAUGGAGACUUGUAGUCAAAGCAAUGAUGGCAUUUUUUGCUAGUGGAAGAGAAAGAAACUUACAUUUUAUUGAAGAAAAGGCAUAAUGGUAUUUCUACUUUACUUUUCAAGAAUCAUUUUUCCUCAUUGCCUGCUCUCCACUUCACCCCUCCUUUUUCUAUUCUCUUGCAUUCCCCUUUUCACACUCUACCUAUAUAUAUAUAUAUAUAUAUAUAUAAUCUGCUCCAUUUUAAAGGAAUCAGAAGCAGACCCUUUUGAUUUCUUGAGCUCUUUCCUUCAUCAAAGCCAUGAAAGAUUCAGUAGGCUCACCUCACCCAUGUCCAGCAUUGAAGUCAUUAUCUAACAAGGUUGGAAGCUUACUGUGUUUUUGGAAUGCACCAAAGAAGUACAGGAGAUUGGACGCUAAGCUUGAAACAAAAAUGAUUGAGCUUAAAAAAAGUUCAUCAGGGCAGAGCAACUUCAGGUCAAUUAAUAGCAUAAUCUUGAAAUUUCCUCAGUUAAAAGAGGGGUUGAAAGAGAUAAAAGGCGUCUUUGAACAGUUCGAUGAAGAUUCAAAUGGGACUAUUGACCGGGAAGAACUAAAGAAAUGCGUAAAGAAGCUGCAAUUUCAUGUUAAAGAGGAGGAAAUUGAUGAUCUUUUCCACUCCUGUGAUGUGGAUGAAAAGGAAGGGAUUCAAUUCAAUGAGUUCAUCGUUCUUCUGUGUCUUAUUUAUAUCUUGAUGGAUUCAUCGCCGCCCUCCUCUGACAAUACCUCGAAGAUUGGCUCACCAGAGCUAGAAGCAACAUUUAACACAAUAGUUGAGGCAUUCUUGUUUCUUGAUAAAAGUGGUGAUGGGAAACUGCACAAGAAAGAUGUCGUCAAGGCAUUAAAUGAGGCCUCUCCUUGCGAGAAAUCGCCUUCUCAUGUCACUCAGACUCGAUUUAAAGAAAUGGACUGGGACAGGAGUGGCGACGUCAGCUUCAGGCAAUUUCUUUUCGCAUUUCUUGAUUGGGUUGGUAUAGACACAGACGAUGAGAAUCACACGCUAAAACGUAGACGGAGUGCACAAGGCUGAACACAACAACAACACCUCGACCAAACUCGUAGGUAUCGGUUGUAUGAAUCCUCACUAACCAUGGCAAUCUAUUUAAUGAAGGAAUACAAAGUGAGUUCAGACUAGUAUUUGUACAUAUACAAUAGUUCUCUGUAUACAUUCAAGUUCAGUUAUUUUUUAACUUAUAUUCUGCUAUUGUAUCUAAAAUAAUUCAUGAU
This is a messenger RNA of Lycium ferocissimum, 1837 nucleotides long. Its product is annotated as probable calcium-binding protein CML22. The record is from RefSeq and is a predicted model, not a curated record. The transcript is spliced from 5 exons. Lineage: Eukaryota; Viridiplantae; Streptophyta; Magnoliopsida; Solanales; Solanaceae. Gene Ontology annotation, molecular function: calcium ion binding. Bases 873 to 1640 code for a protein of 255 amino acids.